Fomitopsis serialis is the source of this 918-nucleotide messenger RNA. RefSeq names its product NAD(P)-binding protein. Gene Ontology annotation, molecular function: oxidoreductase activity. Bases 1 to 918 code for a protein of 305 amino acids. The record is from RefSeq and is a predicted model, not a curated record. Lineage: Eukaryota; Fungi; Basidiomycota; Agaricomycetes; Polyporales; Fomitopsidaceae. The transcript has 6 exons.
AUGCCUCGUCAGCAAACUCGCAAUAUUGCUCUUGCCGUCGCGGUGCAGAGACCAACACCUGUGUUUCACCUGGGCUACGGCUUCAGGCCUCAGGGGUUUACGCACCCUGUGAUCGACUCGGCGUGUUUCUCUGGACGCGGCCACAUCUUUGACAAAAUUACGGACGAGAUCAAGCUCAUCGGCCUCGGCGGGCCCAUCGACGGCGUCCUCACCGAGUACAAGGUCUUACCCGCACACGGUCUCGUCAGGAUCCCGGAUGGCUGGUCAUACGUCGAGGCCUCGACGCUCCCAUGUGCCGCAGUGACCGCGUACAACGCGCUCCUGGGCGCGAACCCGCUCAAGGGCGGUGACACUGUCCUCGUCCUCGGUACGGGCGGCGUCUCCAUCUUCGGCCUCCAGAUCGCGGUGGCAAGCGGCGCGACCGUCAUCGCGACCUCGUCGUCCGACAAUAAGCUAGAGGUUGCGAAGCAGCUCGGCGCGAAGCAUGUCAUUAACUACAAGAAGACGCCGGACUGGGAGGAGGAGGUCUUCCGGAUCACGGGCGGGCGAGGCGUGGACCACGUCAUCGACGUCGGCGGCGCGGGCACGAUCAACAAGUCGCUCGCGAGCACGCGGUAUGGCGGGACGGUCAGCGUGAUCGGGUUUGUCGGCGGUUCGGAAGAUGUCCGUAUAAUGUUUGAACUCCGGUCAACGCGUCUUGCCCCCGGUGCUAGUAUCGUCCUCAGGGGAGCCCUCGUCCGCGGCAUCCUCAUCGGCUCGCGCACGCAGUUCGAGGCGCUCGUGCGGCUGAUCAACGCGACGGGGCUCAAGCCUGUCGUGGACAAGGUAUCCCCGUUUGAGGAGACGCGCGGGGCGUACGAGCAUCUGGAGAGCCGGCAGCACGUCGGGAAGGUGUGCGUGCAGGUUGCGAGGGACUGA